Messenger RNA from Vitis vinifera (wine grape), 2307 nucleotides. RefSeq names its product ATP-dependent DNA helicase 2 subunit KU70. Lineage: Eukaryota; Viridiplantae; Streptophyta; Magnoliopsida; Vitales; Vitaceae. Gene Ontology annotation, molecular function: DNA helicase activity; double-stranded DNA binding; telomeric repeat DNA binding. Gene Ontology annotation, cellular component: nucleus; Ku70:Ku80 complex. The coding region runs from base 137 to 2008 and encodes 623 amino acids. Gene Ontology annotation, biological process: telomere maintenance; double-strand break repair via nonhomologous end joining; cellular response to gamma radiation. The transcript is spliced from 19 exons. The record is from RefSeq and is a predicted model, not a curated record.
CUUCCACUAGGGGGCAUUUUGGUGUGGACCAGUCAGACAAAUCCUAUUUGGAAUUCUUCUUAGAGAAGCCAAAAAGUGAAUAGUCGCGGGAAAGCUCUUCUUCUCUCUCUAAUUCGAAAGCAACAAGUAUCUGAAGAUGGAUUUGGACCCAGAUGAUAUUUUCAAGGACGACGAAGACGACCCAGAUAAUGACCUGGAAAAAGCAUCGACCAAAGAGUUUGUGGUUUAUCUUGUGGAUGCUUCGCCCAAAAUGUUCAGCACCACUUUUCAAGGGGAAGAUCAAAAGGAUGAAACUCCUUUUCAUGCUGCCGUUAGCUGUAUUUCCCAGUCACUGAAGACUCAAAUCAUCAAUAACUCUAAUGAUGAAGUAGCAAUAUGCUUCUUCAACACUAGGGAAAAGAAGAAUUUGCAGGACUUGAAUGGAGUUUUUGUAUUUAAUGUUGCUGAAAGGGAGUACUUGGACAGGCCUACUGCUAGGCUAAUAAAAGAAUUUGAUCGUAUAGAAGAAUUGUUCAUGAAAGAAAUUGGGAGUCAGUAUGGUAUCAUGUCUGGAUCUCGCGAAAAUUCUCUUUACAAUGCUCUCUGGGCGGCACAAGCGUUGCUGCGUAAAGGGUCUGCAAAGACAGCUGAUAAGCGAAUACUCUUGUUUACGAAUGAAGACGACCCUUUUGGGAGUAUCACAGGGGCAACAAAAAUGGAUAUGACAAGAACCACGUUGCAACGGGCUAAAGAUACACAAGAUCUUGGCAUCUCAAUUGAACUCCUCCCCUUGAGUUGCCCUGACGAGGAAUUUAAUGUUUCUGCUUUUUAUGCUGAUUUAAUAGGAUUGGAAGGUGAUGACCUUGCUCUAUUUAUGCCCUCAGUAGGGGACAAAUUGACAGACAUGAAAAAUCAGCUGAGAAAGCGUAUGUUUAAGAAGCGUGUGGUUAGAAGAAUCACAUUUUCAAUUGUCAAAGGCCUAUCUAUUGAACUGAAUACAUAUGCUUUGAUCCGUCCGACUGUUCCUGGGACAAUUACCUGGCUUGACUCUAUCACCAACCUUCCUUUAAAGACAGAGAGAUCUUUCAUCUGUGCAGAUACUGGGGCUUUGGUUCAACCAACUAAACGUUUUCAUCCUUAUAAAAAUAAAAAUGUUAAGUUUACAACAGAAGAGCUAUCAGAAGUGAAAAGAAUUUCAACUGGACAUCUUCGCCUUCUAGGAUUCAAACCUUUGAGUUGCUUAAAAGAUUACCACAACUUGAGGCCAUCAACAUUCGUUUUUCCUACUGACAAGGAAGUGGUUGGUAGUACUUGCAUUUUUAUUGCCCUCCAUAGAUCCAUGUUAAGGCUUAAACGUUUUGCAGUUGCAUUUUAUGGCGGUUCAGCUCAUCCUCAAUUGGUUGCCCUUGUUGCACAAGAUGAGAUCAUUGCUGGUGGUGUUCAGGUUGAGCCACCAGGCAUGCAUAUGAUAUAUCUUCCAUAUUCUGAUGAUAUCAGACACAUCGAAGAGCUUCAUUCGGAUAUAACUGUCCCAACACCUCGAGCAACUGAUGAUCAAAUAAAAAAGGCCACUGCUUUAAUGAGGCGCAUAGACUUGAAGGAUUUUUCAGUAUGCCAAUUUGCCAAUCCGGCCUUGCAGAGACAUUAUGCAGUGCUACAGGCUCUAGCCCUGGAAGAAGAUGAGAUGCCUGAAAUCAAAGACGAAACUCUUCCAGAUGAGGAAGGGAUGGCUAGACCAGGAGUUGUCAAUGCAUUGGAAGAAUUCAAGAAGUCUGUCUAUGGGGAAAACUACAAUGAAGAAGAUGAAGGUCAUGGAAAAGCAAGUGAUGCCUCCAAAAAACGAAAAGCUGUUGCUGAAAAUGCUGUUAAGGAAUCAGCAAAAUAUGACUGGGCUGACCUUGCAGACAAUGGAAGGUUGAAAGAUUUGACGACAGUGGAGUUGAAGUACUACCUGACGGCGCAUAACCUUGCAGUUGGUGGAAAGAAGGAAGUUUUGAUCAGCAGGAUCUUAACUCACAUGGGAAAAUGAGGUGCUGCUUUCAGGCUGAUCAAUUUUGCCCCCAGCAGAGUAAGCUUUUGGUGAACAAGGGGAGAAAACAAAACCCACUAGUUUUGCUUGUAACUUUAGCUCAACCUUUGCACUUUGGGUUUUGGAAUCAUGUUUCUGAGAACUCACAGGGUUCUUCCUGGUGAUGAUAGCAAAAUUAGCAAUUGAUUUGGAAUUAUGUUGUAUGGAAUUCCAAAUCACAAAACUGUUCAUCAAAUUCAGUUCCUAAAAGGGGUGGAAGACCUAAUUUUAUGGUUCAAAAAUUUGCCCUUUUCCGCAAA